Molecule: messenger RNA, 3462 nt
Organism: Mustela erminea (ermine)
Lineage: Eukaryota; Metazoa; Chordata; Mammalia; Carnivora; Mustelidae
Gene: NOL4
Product: nucleolar protein 4
Exons: 11
Coding region: 1-1917 (638 amino acids)
Source: RefSeq, a predicted model, not a curated record
AUGGAGAGCGAGCGCGACAUGUACCGUCAGUUCCAGGACUGGUGCCUCAGGACUUACGGGGACUCAGGCAAGACCAAGACGGUGACCCGUAAAAAAUACGAGCGGAUCGUCCAGCUCCUCAACGGCUCCGAGUCGAGCUCCACGGACAACGCCAAAUUUAAAUUCUGGGUCAAAUCGAAGGGCUUCCAGCUGGGCCAGCCGGACGAGGUCCGCGGGGGCGGCGGCUGCGCCAAGCAAGUGCUUUACGUGCCGGUCAAGACCACGGAUGGUGUAGGGGUGGAUGAGAAGCUAUCUUUGCGGCGGGUAGCUGUGGUUGAAGAUUUCUUUGACAUUAUCUAUUCGAUGCAUGUGGAAACAGGGCCAAAUGGAGAACAAAUUCGGAAACAUGCUGGACAAAAGAGAACUUACAAAGCAAUUUCAGAGAGCUAUGCCUUCCUACCAAGAGAAGCGGUGACACGGUUUCUAAUGAGCUGCUCAGAGUGCCAGAAAAGAAUGCAUUUAAACCCAGAUGGAACAGAUCACAAAGAUAAUGGAAAACCUCCCACUUUGGUGACCAGCAUGAUUGACUACAACAUGCCGAUUACCAUGGCCUAUAUGAAGCACAUGAAACUGCAGCUGCUAAACUCACAGCAAGAUGAGGAUGAAAGUUCCAUAGAAAGUGAUGAGUUUGAUAUGAGUGAUUCAACACGGAUGUCAGCUGUGAACUCUGACCUUAGCUCCAAUCUGGAGGAAAGAAUGCAAAGUCCUCAAGCUCUUCAUGGCCAGCAAGAUGAUGAUUCUGCUGCAGAGAGUUUUAACGGCAAUGAGACUCUGGGGCACAGUUCAGUUGCUUCAGGGGGAACACACGGCAGGGAGAUAGGCGACUCCAAUGGUGAUGGCAAACCUGGGCUGGAGCAGGAGGAGCAGCCACUGAACUUGAGUGACAGCCCCCUCUCAGCACAGCUGACUUCGGAAUACAGAAUAGAUGACCACAGCAGUAAUGGAAAAAACAAAUAUAAGAACCUUCUAAUCUCUGACCUCAAGAUGGAACGAGAGGCGAGAGAAAAUGGAAGCAAGUCUCCUGCGCAUAGCUACUCAAGCUAUGACUCCGGCAAAAAUGAGAGUGUAGACCGAGGUGCCGAGGACCUGUCUCUAAACAGGGGAGAUGAGGACGAAGAUGACCACGAGGAGCAGGACGAUUCUGAGAAAGUGAACGAGACGGAUGGCGUUGAGGCGGAGCGGCUGAAAGCCUUUAAUAUGUUUGUCAGGCUGUUUGUAGAUGAAAACUUGGACCGAAUGGUCCCAAUCUCUAAGCAGCCCAAAGAAAAGAUCCAGGCUAUCAUUGACUCAUGCAGGCGACAAUUCCCUGAGUAUCAAGAGCGUGCCAGAAAACGUAUACGUACUUACCUCAAGUCCUGCAGGCGGAUGAAAAGAAGUGGUUUUGAGAUGUCUCGACCUAUUCCUUCCCACCUUACUUCAGCAGUUGCAGAGAGUAUCUUGGCCUCCGCGUGUGAGAGUGAGAGCAGAAAUGCCGCCAAGAGGAUGCGUCUGGAUAGACAACAGGACGACUCCGCGGCGGCCGACAAGCAGUGUAAGCCGGAGGCGGCCCAGGCCACGUACUCCUCCUCGGCGGUGUCCGGCUCCCAGGAGGUGCUGUACAUCAACGGAAACGGAACCUACAGUUACCAUAGCUACCGAGGGCUCGGCGGGGGCCUGCUCAAUCUCAAUGACGCGUCCAGUAGUGGACCGACGGAUCUCAGCAUGAAGAGGCAGUUGGCAACUAGCUCAGGAUCCUCCAGCAGUUCAAGCUCCAGACCCCAGCUGAGUCCAACUGAAAUCAAUGCCGUGAGACAGCUCGUUGCAGGAUACCGAGAAUCAGCUGCAUUUUUAUUGCGUUCUGCAGAUGAACUGGAAAAUCUUAUUUUACAACAGAACUGAGUCAAAUGACGAUCCUAUUCACUGAGGUCUAAAUUUGCAGUUUCCACUAAUGACAUUUUGAUUUCCCAGCAGAGACGCUUCUGGUCUUACUGCACAGUCUUAAGAGAAAUACUUCCAUUAUGCCACAUUGUCCUUGAUCCAUAAAGUGAUGUGUUAAGGUGCUUCAAAGGAACUCUGACCUCUGAAGUACUUGAGAUACUGUAAUGUGUCCAGCCUACUGCUUUAUGUUUUAGUUUCUCAGCAUAAAUAUCUGGGGCAAAAAAAAAAAAAAAAAAAAAAAAAAGCUGUAUAUUCUUAAUUCAAGGAUAAAACAAGAAGUUUGUGGUAUAAAAAAUAGUUCAAGAUCCAACUGAAAUAUUAGUGGAAUUUACUACUGACUUACUGGACAGAAAGCUACAGUAUCUGGCAAAAAAAAAAGCCAAAUUUCUUGUUGCUACAGGAUAUAACAACACUACAAAGGAUCUUGUAUUUUAAAAAAAUAUAUAUAUGUAAUUUUUAUAAAAAGACAAAAACUUGUUUUUCAUUCAAAAUUGUCAUUUUUACUUUGGUAACUUUUUCAUAGGUCCUAAAAGAAAACUGUUUUGAGAAACUACUGUAAGUACCUUUUCCACAUCCCUUUGCCUUCUCCUCUUUCCAAAUCCUUUCUACAAAAAAUAACAAUGCUGGAAAACAAACCCUCGCUACGUUCUUGAAAUCGUCACAUCGGGAACCACUUCCACGAGAAGCCUGCGCGUCUACUCUCGCGCUCGUCAUGCCUCUCAACAUCGCAGUUUCGCAAUAGAGGUUUUCAUCACAGAAUGUUUUAAUAUUAAAAAAGACAUAUCAUUGGAAAAAAAAAAAAUCACACCUUGGUUCCUUACAGCUGCUCACCGUGGAUUGACGCUGCUGUGUUCCGGGCGCGCCUCCAGCAGCAGUUGGAUGUAGAUGGCUGAAUGUUAAGAGGUUGCAAGUGACAAUCUGAAAAUUUGCACUUGUGUGUAGUUUUUCUUUCUCUCUUUCAGAAAUAGUUUCCAAAAAGACCAUUACCUCUCCUGAUAGGAUUUGUAUAAUUUGCAGUUCUAGGUAAUGAAUUACAGUGAUGUAAAGAACUCUCAGUGGACGCAGCUGCAGCUUUUCCACGAACUUUCCCUUCCUCUCCCUCUCCCCCGACCGUUUGCCCUUUCUUAUUUUAUAGUGUUGGAUACACAUGAAUGGUGUUUUCUUUGUGCACUGAGGCAAGCCUAUUUUUUAAACAUUUAGGGAGAAGUACAUCAGUUUAUGCUUCUUGUACAAUUAUCUUUCUGUUGUUCCGCUUUGGUUGGAUUACAAAUUCUUUGUGCAUUCCUGAAUUUGCCUUAUUUUAUGUAAAACUUAUGUCAUUCAGUUUUUGAUAAUGAGUUUAAGGCAUCAGUGAUAUUUCUUAUGUACUUGUUACAUAUAGUUUUUCAAGUAAUGACUGUGAUUGUGACCAAGUAAUGUGCACUUUUUCUUGUAACUGUGGACAUUGCUAUGCUUUUUCUUCUAGUGUUUCUAGAAUUACUGUUCCUGACAGUUACGUAAAACAAA